AAGGUGAUUGUUAUUGAUUUUCUGGAUCUUUCAUUUUUGUGAUUUAUAAAUUUGAUAUGUUGCACUGCCACAAGUAACAGGGGAGACUAUGUUUUUGAGGUUUUUCUUAAGAAACAUAUAGCGGCAGUUUUUAGCUGCCACUAUUUUCAUUAAUUAUUCAAAAACUUAAAUUAACGAAAUACUGCACGUUUUAGACAGAAAAAAAAUAUAAAAAAGAAAAAAGAAACACUAAUGGGGAAGUCAUUUUUAAACCGUUAGAUAAAAUAGUUAUAAAAUCAACGAUUCAAAUUUUCUUUCUUUCUAUUUUCUUCUUUUCCAAUUUCCCCUAAUACUCUUCACUCUCACCCCACACCCUCCCUUCUUCGCCUCUUCCUUCGGUCCACUCCGCCGCCUCCUAACCCAACCACGACGGCGGAUUCCUCUCGAACAAAAACUGAGCGCAAAAACUCUUAUUCGAAUUCGUGUGCAUCGUCACGUGCCAUUCAUCUCUCUAAAACCCUGCUCAAGUGCGUGCGACAGCUGCAACCGCAACACUUGUAAUCUCUUCCAAUUCAAGAAGAUUUCUCAGCUCUCUGUGCCUAUGCUACAAUGUAUGUUUGAACACUGAAGUUCAGAAACAAUAACUGCUUCUUCUUCUUAUGCUAAUUGUUUGAGCUGCAUAUACCAAUUCCAUAACCAUGUUAAUGGUGAGAAGAACCCCUUCGUAUUCUUUAGUAACCUUUUAUGUCCGCCGAAGCAUUGCCCAAUUUCGAAACCUCACCUCAGAGACCAAAAAUGGGGAUCAUGAACAUCCCACCAAAGCCCUAGAUGCUAAAGACUGCAACUUUGUCUAUGAAAUUUGUAGGAUUACCCGAACAAAGCCCCGUUGGGAGGACACCCUUCUUUCCCAGUACCCAUCUUUCAACUUUAAAGACCCCUCUUUCUUCCUCCUUUAUCUCAAGCACCAGAACAAUGCCUUCCUUUCCCUUCGUUUCUUUCACUGGCUGUGCUCUUCUUGUGGUUUCUCCCCCGACCAGUCUUCUUGUAACGUGCUUUUCCAAGUGCUUGUGGAUGCUGGGGCCGGCAAACUAGCAAAAUCCUUGCUUGAUAGCCCGGGUUUCACUCCUGAGCCUGCUUCCUUGGAGGGUUACAUUCAGUGUCUCAGCGGUGCUGGGAUGGUUGAAGAUGCAGUUGAUAUGCUGAAAAGGGUUGUGUUUUGCCCCUCGGUGGCAACUUGGAAUGCAUCUCUGUUGGGUUGUUUGAGGGCUCGAAGGACUGAUCUGGUAUGGACAUUGUAUGAACAGAUGAUGGAAUCUGGUGUUGUUGCUAGCAUUAAUGUUGAAACUGUUGGAUAUCUGAUAAUGGCGUUCUGUGCAGAAUACAAAGUCCUCAAAGGGUAUGAACUUCUUAAGGAACUUCUGGAAAAUGGCUUAUGUCCCGACAAUGUUGUUUUCAAUGAACUUAUAAGAGGAUUUUGUAAGGAGGGACAAUAUGAUAGAGUUUCUGAGAUCCUUCAUAUUAUGAUUGCCAAGCAAUGUAAUCCGGAUGUCUCUACUUAUCAAGAAAUCAUAUAUGGACUCUUGAAGAUGAAGAAUUCUGAGGGUUUCCAGGUUUUUAAUGAUCUCAAGGACAGAGGAUAUUUCCCAGACAGGGUUAUGUACACAACGGUGAUCAAGGGUCUAUGUGAGAUGCAACGGCUCGGGGAGGCCAGGAAGCUGUGGUUUGAGAUGAUUAAAAAAGGAUUUCAGCCAAAUGAAUACACCUAUAAUGUAAUGAUGCAUGGGUAUUGUAAGAUUGGUGAUCUUGCGGAGGCAAGGAAGAUCUUUGAGGAUAUGCGUGAUAGAGGUUAUGCAGAAACCACAGUUAGCUAUGGCACAAUGAUUUCAGGUUUGUGUUUGCAUGGAAGGACAGAUGAAGCACAGAGCUUGUUUGAAGAAAUGUUUCAAAAGGGAAUCGUUCCUGAUUUGAUUACGUACAACUGUCUUAUUAAGGCCCUUUGCAAGGAAGUGAAGAUAGUUAAGGCAAGAAAACUAUUAAAUUUACUUCUGGCACAGGGUUUAGAGCUAUCGGUUUUCUCUUUUAGUCCUCUUAUAAAACAACUUUGUAUAGUCGGAAACACAAAGGGUGCAAUAACAUUGUGGAAAGAUAUGCAUGAUAGGCUUUUGGAACCUACCGCCAGUAUAUUUGGAAUUGAAUGGUUGCUAAACAUGCUGAGUUGGAAGCAGAAACCCCAGAAGCAGACUUUUGAGUACCUGAUUAACAGUCUAUCACAAGAAAAUAGGUUGGAUGAUAUUUUGGUUGUUUUAGAUUUCAUGUUUAGAAUAGGAUAUAUACUCGAAAAAGGGACAAUUUAUUCCUUGGUGAGUAAAUUUAGCAGGGAUAAUUUUCAUUUUCCUGACUUAUGUUUGGAGAAGAUCUUAGAAAGAAAUUGAUAGUAGAUUGUGUUGUUUGUAUCUUCCAUCUACUAUCUAUGACCAAUAAGUGAAGAAUUUUUUGAGUUUCUUUUGUAAACGUGAAUUUAUAUUCUAUGCUUCUGUUUCUUUGGA
Molecule: messenger RNA, 2525 nt
Organism: Glycine soja
Lineage: Eukaryota; Viridiplantae; Streptophyta; Magnoliopsida; Fabales; Fabaceae
Product: pentatricopeptide repeat-containing protein At5g18950
Exons: 2
Coding region: 678-2411 (577 amino acids)
Molecular function (GO): protein binding
Source: RefSeq, a predicted model, not a curated record